GCCGGCUCCGCUCAAUAAUUCACUCGUCCUUUCACUCUUAUCACAACGUCGGCGGUGAGCUGGUAAUCAAGACAAAUGCGUGCGGAAUCGCACGCUACAAUUACGCUGUUACUACACCAACGCGAACUUCGCUCGCUACGCUAACCUUCGCUCGCCUUGCUCGGCGUCUUGUGGUCUCAGCUUACUCCGCUAUUAGCGUCGCUUCGCUCGUGCGAUAAGAGGGUACACAGUGCGAACUUCGCUCGUUUCGCUCGUCGCGAAACAUACGCAUUAAUCUUCGAUCCGGUGACGUUUAUCUGCGAAUUGUGCCGCUUUACUGUUUACUCGUAUGAGAGAUUGAUUUCGUUUGCUCGCUUCGCUCGUCGCGUGAUUACACCGUAAUUACUCCAAAUCUCCGGUGGGAUUAAUUGUGGAAUGAGUAAGCUGGAUGUGUACGAGUAUAACGGGCGGAACAGUGGGAUGGAGCCGGAAGUGGGGGAAGCGGAGCGCAAGAGCAAUGUGGACGUGUUCAUGGAUGUGCUGGGCAAUCCGGGCCGCUUCCAGAUGCUGCAGUUUGUCCUGCUGAGUAUGCUGUUCAUCGCUUGCGCCAUGAACGAUCUGGCGCCCAUCUUCUACGAUCUGGACCCGCACAAGGUGGACUGCUCGGCGUCCAACGGGGGCACGGUGCAGCCGGAUCUGCUGUGGGCCAACGCCAGCGAGACCAAGUGGUGGCACCAUCCGGAAGUGUGCAAACAGUACUGCCCCAACAGUCAGGUGUUCUGGUAUUAUUACCGGGAUAAUGUCACCAGAUCUGUCGUUGCCGAUUUGAAUCUCAUCUGUGAUAAUCGCGCAUUUAUUUCCCUUGCUUCGACCAUAUAUUUCGUCGGAUGUGCAGUUGGUGGACCAACGUUCGGCUUCCUGGCUGAUAAAUUCGGACGCCGGCGGGCAUUGUUCUUGGCCAACAUACUCUACACGACAUUCUCUGUUGGAUUGAUCUUCAUCCAGGAUAUCGUGGCUUUUAUAAUUCUGCGCUUUGCUAUCGGCUUCGCUAGACAGGGUCUACAAGCGACAUUUCUCGUGCUGAUGCUAGAAUGGACCCAUCCCGAGCAGCGCAGCCGCAUCGGGGCGGCCACCCAGUUUUUCUACGUAGCCGGUGUGCUGCUGCUGGCCUUCUUCGCCUUCCUCUUCCCGUGGUGGCGCCAUCUGCAAAUUGUGCUUGCCUGCGCCAAUUUUGUCUUCCUCACCUAUUACUGGAUGGCGCCGGAAUCCCUGCAGUGGCUCCUUAUGAACGGUCGGUACACGCAGGCCGAGAAAAACUCACAGUUCGUCGCUAAAUUCAACGGGAUUAAUCUGCAUACCGAUGAUCUUUCGCUGUUGCAACGGUUGGCGGAUGAGGAAGAGCAGUUGCGAGCGUCGAGCACCAGUAGGAAAACUCACAGUGUGCUGGAUUGUUUCCGCUCCAAGAAACUGGCCAUUUUGACCUUACUUUCGUGUUAUAUUUGGUUUGUGGCCAAUUUCGGAUACAUUGGAAUAUCUUUCAUGAUUGGAGAUAUUUCGGAAACCAUGAGCGCAUACGCUAAUUUAGCAUUAGCCGGAUCAUUGGAAGCCAUUCCAACCGCGCUGACCAUACCGCUGGUUUCCAAAUUUGGAAGGCGCUUCCCGAUGGCCGGCUACUUCACCGUGGCUACCAUCUUCCUGUGUGUUGCCGGCAGUUUAACGGGGAAUCCCGCUCAACUGCCGUUAGCUUUAGUUGGUCGAAUGUCCAUAGUCGGGUCGUUUUCAAUUAUUUACGUCUGGGCAACGGAACUCUUCCCCACCGUUAUCCGCAAUCAGGGUUUCGGACUACUAUCCCUGGCUUUCAUGACCGGUGGAAUGGUGGCACCGGAAGUCCUGCUCCUGGGCGAACGACUUGGCUAUGCCGCCGGUGAUCUGGCCAUUCCCAUUACCGUGAUUGGCUGCUGCACAUUUCUAGCCGUGAUAGCCGCAUUGAUUCUUCCGGAGACCAAGUAUCGUAAAAAUUAUCCCGAAACCUUCGAAGAUGUUCAAGCGUUGCCAUACGGUUUCAGCAAUAAGUGCACUGGUCGAUGACCGUUGUUGUCCAGUUACUGUUGCAGUGCAUGGAAAAUGUUACUGGCGCUCUGAUUGUUGUUGGCAUUUGCUGCAAAUGCCCUUUAUUUCAAACCUAGCUAACAACGAACGGUUUCUGAAUGUUAAUGAACAGUUAAUUCGCUGCAUGCGACUAAAUUAGCGGAGACCCAUUCGGGCGAGUGGAAUUAAAUGCUGAGAAUACGUUCGA
This is a messenger RNA of Paramacrobiotus metropolitanus, 2275 nucleotides long. RefSeq names its product solute carrier family 22 member 6-like. Gene Ontology annotation, biological process: transmembrane transport. NCBI's taxonomy places the organism in Eukaryota, Metazoa, Tardigrada, Eutardigrada, Parachela, Macrobiotidae. Gene Ontology annotation, cellular component: membrane. The record is from RefSeq and is a predicted model, not a curated record. The coding region runs from base 415 to 2067 and encodes 550 amino acids. The transcript is spliced from 10 exons. Gene Ontology annotation, molecular function: transmembrane transporter activity.